Molecule: messenger RNA, 1529 nt
Organism: Oncorhynchus gorbuscha (pink salmon)
Lineage: Eukaryota; Metazoa; Chordata; Actinopteri; Salmoniformes; Salmonidae
Product: UDP-glucose 6-dehydrogenase-like
Exons: 5
Biological process (GO): glycosaminoglycan biosynthetic process
Cellular component (GO): nucleus; cytosol
Molecular function (GO): NAD binding; UDP-glucose 6-dehydrogenase activity
Source: RefSeq, a predicted model, not a curated record
ACUUCCUGUCUGACUCCCAGUCUGUCUGUCUGACUCCCAGGGUGUCAAUAGAUAAAGGUAUUGUGUGAACAAGGUUAACAACUCUCUGUCCUCAUCUCAAAUCCAACCUAAUCAUUCAUGUCCUAUUUGUCAAAGUCAUUUAAAAGCACAUUUCAGUGAUAGUCGUUGUAUCCCAAAUGGCACCCUGAUUCCUACAUAGUGCACUAGUUUUGGACCAGAGCCCUAUAUAGGAGGCUAUCUGGGACAGAAACAAAUUCAUUCCAGCUGAGCUCACCAUGACAACGCUGUAUUGUUACUCUUCUUGAACCCUGCCCCAAUGCCGAUCUAAACCUUAAUGACGUCUCACUCGCUGGUUGGCUGUACGCGACGCAGAACCCCGGAAGACUUUACUUCGCCCAAUUUGUACAAGGGUCGCCACUAGUUACCACAGACACAAAGUUUUUAAAAAACGCCGCCUAUUUCGUCAAUUCCUCUGAAUUAAAAUGUUAUUUUAAACCUUAACCAUAAUUCUAACCUUAUACCUAACCCUAAAUUAAGAGCAAACAUCUAAUUUUUGUAUGAAUUUAUACAAUAGAGCCAAUUUUGACUUUGUGACUGUGGCAUCUAGUGGAAACUCAGCAUAAAAUGCAACAUUACUGAGCUCUCAUUUGUAACUGAAGGGUUUAAGUACAGCAACUAUCGACAAGCGACCCCUUCCACAACCCCAAGAUCUUCAAAGCGACAAUAUUUCAGUGAUAAAAUUAACAUCGCAUCAGUAACAAGGAAGACAUCUGAUUAUACAGAUAACGGAAGUGAGUUUGAGUUUUUUGCGAAUUGGAUUUUAUCCGUGAGAUCGGGUAGUUGUCUCCGUAGUGAUGUUUCAGAUCAACAGAAUUUGCUGUAUAGGAGCAGGCUAUGUGGGAGGACCAACCUGCAGUGUCAUCGCCCACAUGUGUCCAGAGAUCCACGUGACAGUGGUCGACGUCAACGAAUCACGGAUCAACGCCUGGAACUCCGACACACUGCCCAUCUACACACACACAGGUACCCCAGGGUUGAAGGAGGUAGUGGAGUCAUGCCGAGGGAAGAAUCUCUUCUUCUCUACAGAUAUAGAUUCUGCCAUCAGAGAUGCUGACCUCAUCUUCAUAUCAGUGAACACCCCCACAAAGACCUAUGGGAUGGGGAAGGGGCGUGCAGCCGACCUAAAGUACAUUGAGGCCUGCGCUCGUCGCAUCGUAGAGGUUUCCAACGGUUACAAGAUCGUCACGGAGAAGAGCACGGUUCCUGUCCGAGCGGCUGAGAGCAUCAGACGAAUAUUUGACUCCAACACCAAACCCAACCUCAACCUGCAGGUGCUGUCCAACCCAGAGUUCCUGGCUGAGGGCACGGCGGUGCGUGACCUGAAGGAGCCAGACCGCGUCCUGAUUGGUGGAGACGAGACGGCGGAGGGUCAGAGGGCGAUCAGGGCUCUGUGUGAUGUUUACGAACGCUGGGUCCCCAAGGCCCGCAUCAUCACCACCAACACCUGGUCCUCAGAACUCUCCAAACUG